Messenger RNA from Trichoderma virens Gv29-8, 1179 nucleotides. RefSeq lists its product as uncharacterized. The record is from RefSeq and is a predicted model, not a curated record. The transcript has a single exon. Lineage: Eukaryota; Fungi; Ascomycota; Sordariomycetes; Hypocreales; Hypocreaceae. Bases 115 to 1071 code for a protein of 318 amino acids.
CAUGAACUCUUGUAAAUGAGCAGUUAUAUUGCAUUGAUUGCACCUCAGCAUCUCUAAGACACCACUGCUAUACUACCUGUACAAUAAGUAUCAUAGACAAUACCAGGCAUCGCAAUGUCAACCAUCGGCAUCUUCCCCGCCUCUGGGGGUCUCGGCACCAGCACUUACACCCACCUCCUCAAAGCCGUGCCCGCCUCCAACGUCGUCCUCAUCAGCCGUUACCCGGACAAGACUCCCCAGAUCUACAAGGACCAAGGCGUCCGUCUCCGCCAGGCCUCGUUCGAAUCAUCGCCCGCAGACCUCGAGGCCGCCUUCCGAGACAUCUCCAUCCUGUUCCUCAUCUCCUACCCCAGCCACGUCCACGAGUACCGCUCAGGAUUGCACAUUCCAGCCCUCGACGCCGCCCACAGAGCAGGCGUCAAGCAUGUCUUUUACUCGUCCCUCGCCUUUGCCCUGCCCGACAAGAGCACCACGCUGGCAGAGGUCAUGGGCGCCCACCUCGACACGGAGGCCCAUCUGCGGAAACUCGCCGACCAGGAUCCCAGCUUCUCGUGGACCGCCAUCAGGGAAGGUCUUUAUCACGAAUCAUUCCCCAUUUACACCGCCUUCUUGGACCCAAAGGACGCCGCCACCACCGAGAUUCGCAUUCCCCACGACGGCUCCGGCCCCGGCAUAAGCUGGGCUAAGCGUGACGAGCUGGGCGAGGCAUCAGCAAACCUGAUUGCCCAGUGCUACCAAGACCCAGCUGGCUUCUCCUGGAAGAACAAGCUCGUGGUUCUGACAGGCCCUCGAGAAUGGUCUCUUGCUGAUACCGUCAAGUUGCUUUCUACCGUGGCGGGUAGAGAGCUGACCAUCCGCCCCGUCACAGUGGAUGAGUAUACCGCCCAGCCGCAGGUUGCCGCAAAGUUUGGAUGCAACUCUCUCUCGCGGACAUGGGCAACUGCGUGGGAUGCCAUUCGCGUGGGAGAAACCUCAUAUGUGUCGUCAUCUCUGGAGCAGCUGUUGGGGCGGCGACCUGAAGAGUUUGAUGUUACCAUCAAGAACCUCUACGGUUCACCCGCUGAGAAAUAGCCAAGGCAAAAUAUAGGCAUCUGCUAUUAUAAUACUGUUAUAUAGUUCCUACCAUUACCAUUACUACAAGAUAUACUUAGGAUCCGAAAAAUAUAUAUCUACCUACGU